AUGCAGGCGAAGCAGUUUCAAGUAGUAAACUUACAGCCACCGCAGUUUGUUGCUGGUGGUGGGCAGCAAGAUGGUGCUGGUGGUGGUGGUGGGGGACAGCAUACUGGUGCUGGUGGUGGUGGUGGUGGUGGUGGU
This is a messenger RNA of Enterobius vermicularis (human pinworm), 135 nucleotides long. The record is from the annotation of a GenBank genome assembly. NCBI's taxonomy places the organism in Eukaryota, Metazoa, Nematoda, Chromadorea, Rhabditida, Oxyuridae.